UCCAACUCUUCUAACCUUCUGCAAGGGUUCAAGUUAGGGUUUACAACACUAGUUGAAAAAAAAACGAUGGCUUCUGCAGCCAGAUCAGCGAUCGUCUCUGGUGCGAGAAAAAUCACAACCACAACCAGAUCAAAUCUAAUUUCAAGAACCCUAACUCCCAAAUCCGUACACGUUCCUCCAUUUCAUUCAUCAACAAGAUCAGUUCCUCGCGCAGCUUCAAGGAUUGUUGCGGCAUUAGGAACUGUUGAGUCGAUGAUGCCUCUUCACAGUGCAAUUGCAUCUGCUCGUCUUAGAUCCAGUAUUGGUGUUGAGUCCACAUGUUGGAGCUGGUUGUCUCAAGACUUUGGACUACCUCGGUGACAAGGGCUUCAACCACAUUGCAUCACUGUCCUCUUCUACUCCUGUUUGGUCAUUUAUCUGAUGUUUUCCAUCAAGCUCGGUGUUUUGAAAGCACAAAUUGCAUAAUCUCAUUCAAUUUUCCCUGGAAGAACUGGAAAUGAAUUAAAGUUUAUGAAUCAUAUGGUCCUCUAUAUUCUAUAGCAUUAUUUGCAACAUCUUAUUGGUUGUCAUUUAUUUGAGAUGUUACUGUUGUGGGAAGUUUAUGAUCUGAUCUGGGCAAAAAAUCCGUCUUGAGACCCGAAUCAGUUAGUAGAUUUGUGCUUAA
This is a messenger RNA of Helianthus annuus (common sunflower), 664 nucleotides long. RefSeq names its product protein NONRESPONDING TO OXYLIPINS 2, mitochondrial. Lineage: Eukaryota; Viridiplantae; Streptophyta; Magnoliopsida; Asterales; Asteraceae. The record is from RefSeq and is a predicted model, not a curated record. The coding region runs from base 67 to 360 and encodes 97 amino acids. The transcript has 3 exons.